Molecule: messenger RNA, 2018 nt
Organism: Danio aesculapii
Lineage: Eukaryota; Metazoa; Chordata; Actinopteri; Cypriniformes; Danionidae
Gene: card9
Product: caspase recruitment domain family, member 9
Exons: 12
Coding region: 31-1764 (577 amino acids)
Biological process (GO): regulation of apoptotic process; positive regulation of canonical NF-kappaB signal transduction
Source: RefSeq, a predicted model, not a curated record
AACUUCAUUUCCUUUUUACAGAUAAGCUGAAUGUGUAAUGUCCAUAUAACCUUAAAAACUUGCUAUCAAACAGCUCUUAACAAGCCAAAAGCCAUGUCUGAUGGUCCAGGGGUUUUUGAGGUGGAGGAAGAUGAUGAGUGUUGGGCUCGGCUCGAGGACUACCGAAUGCUUCUCAUCAAGACCAUUGAGCCCUCAAGGAUAACACCUUAUCUGAGACAGUGUAAGGUGCUGAGCAGCGAGGAUGAGGAGCAGAUCUACAAUGAUCCAAGUCUGGUUAUCAGACGCCGCAAAGUUGGGGUACUGCUGGACAUAUUACAAAGAACUGGGCUCAAAGGAUAUGAGGCUUUUCUAGAGAGCUUGGAGUUAGACUACCCAGAUGUGUACCGCAAAAUCACCGGCAAAGAGCCUGCUAGGGUGUUCUCUGUACUUAUUGACACUGCUGGUGAAUGCGGCCUCACUCAGUUCCUCAUGAGCGAGGUGUCUCGUCUGCAGAAGCUGGCGCAGGAUGAGCGGAGGGCCCGACUGGAAGCAUCUGCACAAGUAAAGGAGCAGCACGAAACCAUCCGCCAGCUGCAGCUGUGUGAAAAUGAGCUGCACAAACAGCAGGAGCGUGUGCACCGCAUCAGAGAAGAGCGUGAGCGCAUGUGUGAGGAGGCUCGGACACUGAAAGAUGAGAAUUACCGACUGAUGCAUGAUCUGACCCGACUGAGUGAAGAGAAGAACUGCGCACUCAUGUGUAAUAGAGACCUCCAGCUCGAGAUCGAGAAAUUAAAACACUGCUUAAUGAAUGCCGAAAGUGAUUCAAAGAUCCAACGGAAAAAGACUGUAAACUUGAAAAAUGCCAUGGAGCAAAGGCCGAGUCCAGAGAUGAUCUGGAAGAUGCAGAGACAAACCGACCUUCUUAAAGCUCGCAUACAAGAGCUCGAAAGCACCUCCAAGGUUCAAACUCCUGAGCAGGAAAAGCCUGAUUCACAGACUUUAGAAGAUUUCAAGCAACAAAGUCAGGCACAAUACCAAGAGUUGGUGAAUGAUCUCUACAAUCUAAGGAGAGAUCUUCAUGAUGCAGAAAAGCUGCGUGAUAAGUAUCGAGAAGAGAAGGAUGAGUUGGAACUUAAGUGCUUAAUGCUGAAGAAGGACUCUAAGAUGUAUGGAGACCGAAUGGAAGACAUUUUGAAACAGCUGGAAGAGGUGAUCAAAGAAAGAGACAAGGCUAUUUGUACAAGAGAGGAGUACCAUUUGGAAAACUCAAAAAACCUCCAAGACAAAGACCAGUACCGCAAACAGAUUCGGGAAAUGGGCGAACGCUAUGAUGAACUUCAAGUCCAGUUGUUUCGAACUCAAGGAGAAGUUCUUGCUCUUCAAGCUACACUUCGCAAACAGAAGAGCCCUAUUCGAGUGAACUCAGGAGAGAGCUCCUUGCUGAGUUCAUUUGAGUCAUCAACAGGGUUACUUGCAUUUUAUCCACAGCUGAAAAGUAGCGAGGAGGAGUCCAGGGAAAGGGGUGAAAAGGACAUGAGUGAAGAGUCACAGAGCCAGACAUCCGGCGAGUUCAAUUCAUGCCUGUUUUCUGAGAGGAGGGUUUCUGGAGAGGACAUCUCAGAUAACUGCAAAAAUAAUAGAAAGUGGAACUUCCAUUACAGGAGCUAUUCUCCUAAUGUGGUCUUGGACAGGAAACGUGCUUUAAGAACCAAAAGAAUCACAGACAAAGACAAUAUGCAAGGCCUCCUAGACAACACUACCGGGAGUGAUACAGAUGGGAUGUGACAUACAGCUUUGGACAAGCAGAAGAAAUGUGGCCUUCUCUGAAAACAUUUAUUUAAUGACAAUCAAUCAUCAUUGUGCUGUAUUUGUCGUGUGUUAGUUUAAAAUGUUAAUAUCAGUGGUAUUCUAUGAUGGUUCGAAUCUGAUAACAUUGCUUCCAAAUUUCAAGCAACAUUUUGGGUUAUUACACCAAAUAUCACUUUCUUAACUGUUCCGAAGUGUAUUGUGUUGUCGAAAAAUGAAUAAACACAUCAAAA